AUGUCUCAGGUCUUCUUCGACGUUGAGUACGCCCCCGUGGGCACCGCUGCGCCCAAGACGGGCCGCAUCGUCUUCAACCUCUUCGAUGAUGUUGUCCCCAAGACCGCUAAGAACUUCCGCGAGCUCUGCAAGCAGGCCCCUGGCCAGGGUUUCAAGGAGUCCACCUUCCACCGCAUCAUCCCCAACUUCAUGCUCCAGGGUGGUGACUUCACCCGCCACAACGGCACUGGUGGCCGCUCCAUCUACGGUGAGAAGUUCGCCGAUGAGAACUUCAGCCGCAAGCACGAAAAGCCCGGUAUCCUCUCCAUGGCCAACGCUGGUCCCAACACAAACGGCUCCCAGUUCUUCAUCACCACCGUCGUGACCUCUUGGCUCGAUGGCAAGCACGUUGUCUUCGGUGAGGUCGCUGACCAGAACUCGAUGCAGAUCGUCAAGGAGAUCGAGGCUCUCGGCAGCAGCUCCGGUGCUGUCCGCUCCGCCACUCGUCCCAAGAUCGUCGACUGCGGUGAGCUGUAA
Aspergillus clavatus NRRL 1 is the source of this 516-nucleotide messenger RNA. RefSeq names its product peptidyl-prolyl cis-trans isomerase (gene cyp4). Gene Ontology annotation, biological process: protein folding; protein peptidyl-prolyl isomerization. The record is from RefSeq and is a predicted model, not a curated record. The transcript has 4 exons. Gene Ontology annotation, molecular function: peptidyl-prolyl cis-trans isomerase activity. Lineage: Eukaryota; Fungi; Ascomycota; Eurotiomycetes; Eurotiales; Aspergillaceae. The coding region runs from base 1 to 516 and encodes 171 amino acids.